AUGUCAGGAGGACCCGGUGGUGGUGGUACCACUCCCAUGUUUCAGGAGUGGUUACAAGAAUUGUCGAAGAAGGGGACAUUGACAAGUAGUUCGGGUGGUCAGAAAAUUACAGACAAGUUGAAAGGAGAAUUGGAGGAGGCAUUAAAGGAAUUGGGCAGUUCGAUUGCGGACAGGUGGGAAUCGUAUGAAGUAUCGCUCCACUGUGCGGAAGCGUGGAAACUUGUGGAGGCGGGGGGUCAGCAGAAGAAUGAUUAUCUGCAGGAGUUAUGUAAAGGAAUCGCUGAAAUAAAAUAUUUCAUGAGUGGAGUAAAGACGGUGAGAACUGGGCAGGCGGCGACGUCGGAUAAGGGCGCAGAAAUUACGAAGCUCACGGACGAUAAUACUUAUCCACGCUGUAUUGUUGGUGCAUUGGUCCUAUCUGAACUGUAUGCAGAUCACUGUCACUUUGACAAAGUGAUUGGGCACUUGGGGGAUAAAGUGGAUGAGAAGAUAAAGACAGGGCACACCACGGCUGCCGACAACUUGGAUAUAUGUAAAGAAGUUACCAAGGAGGAUUUAGUGUUCGCUAAGUCUCUUCUUCAAAAUAAAAUCAAACAAUGGACAGAAGGAGAAAGGAAGGAGGGGCACGAUUUCAGGAGGUGGAGGAUAUAUAAGCCCUGGACGUAUUGGCAACAUGUUUGUGGGAGCGGAAGAGGAGACAAGGCGAAACUACAACAACACAGGAAAAAAAAUGCACCAAGUAUGACAACCUUCCUGAAACUUAACGACAACAACACUUCUAGCAGGAACGAAGUCUCCAUAGAAGACGUCCUUGCGGACGGCGAAAAUAAAUACACCGUCCAACAGGACAAAUUAGAAGAAAAACUCUCAAAAGCAAUAAAGAAUGGCAGCUCAGUGGACCCUGAUGCCAUGAAGGAACUUACUCAAAUGUUAACCGACAAAUCCCACACUGUAAAAG
Messenger RNA from Plasmodium knowlesi strain H, 958 nucleotides. RefSeq names its product SICAvar, type I (fragment). The transcript has 2 exons. NCBI's taxonomy places the organism in Eukaryota, Apicomplexa, Aconoidasida, Haemosporida, Plasmodiidae. The record is from RefSeq and is a predicted model, not a curated record. The annotation marks the transcript as partial.